AAUGUGCUUGUAGAACAUCAUUCAGGAAAUCAGUAGACAACAGUUAUGGCACACAGGCGCGAACGCUUUGAUCAUGAGAGGUUCCAGAUUGCGUGCAGACAUAUGGACCGGUAUUACGACUUAAAGAAUCAAGAUUCGGUGAAGGCAGCCGUCGUCGAACUUCUCAAGGAGUUCGACGGAGACUGGGGAAAGAUCGAGAAACACUGUUAUGACUCGUUGGUGCAGAAGCUGGGCGUAGGCAUUUCGGAAAAGGUGAUUCCGUCCGGCAGUCAAGAAUUACUGCGGGCUGAGCAGUUGGACGACGAGCUCCAUCAUUAUCAUCUUAAAGCAAAGGGGAACGGCUCCCGGAAAUCGAAACCGGACUGUUCGAAGGAGAAAGCUGGUCUCGCCGCCGACACCGGCGAAGCUGAGGAAGACGACGCUGAAGCCGAAGAAACUUCUCCGAUCUCCAUUUCUGAGGGGGAAAAAUCCGGCUCGUCGACGGGUUCGAAUUCCUAUAUACCUGCCGACGAUGAUCUUCUUGGCUGUUGUAGGUCUAACAAAGCUGCACGCACCUCUGAGGAUAAAGAGAACUUAGGGCAGUUGGGAGAAGGAAUCCAAGAAGAAGGGUUGACUGGACGUGUCUUAACUGCAAUAAACCCUGAAGAUUUGGCUCCACAUAGCAAAGACACAGCUGUGCAGUUUAAUGUAGAAGGACAUCCAACAAUCCUAGUAUUUGGUGCUCAUAAAGAUACCCCUAAAGGUGCUAGAACUGCCUCGGCUACUGAAUCAUAUGCUUUGGAGCAGCAAGAAACUUAUGUGGCGCCUCAUGAAGUUGUUGAGUUAACUGGCCCGGAUGUGAUGGAAGCGAAAUGUAGCCCAGCAGAUAUUUGUUUUGUCUGCUUCUUACCAGACAUUUUGGACUCCAAGGCAGAUGGUCGGAAUAAGUAUCUUGAGAUGUUAUUAUCUGUUGCCGAGAUGUUUAGGAGAAGUCCGUACAGCUUUGUCUGGUCAGCUGCAGGUAAGCAGUCUGAUCUGGAGUACCGUGUUGGUGUUGGUGGGUAUGGCUACCCAGCUAUGGUAGCUCUCAACUUGAAGAAGGGUGUUUAUACUCCUCUAAAGAGUGCAUUUCAGCGUGAUGAGAUCAUAGAAUUUGUAAAAGAAGCUGGACUUGGCGGAAAGAACAACCUAGCUUUUGAGGGCACGCCUUCCAUCAUGCUUACAGAACCAUGGGAUGGAAAAGAUGGGCGAAUCCUUGAGGAAGAUGAGAUUAUCGCUGGAAGCGUUGAUGGGGGAUGA
Messenger RNA from Oldenlandia corymbosa var. corymbosa, 1278 nucleotides. NCBI's taxonomy places the organism in Eukaryota, Viridiplantae, Streptophyta, Magnoliopsida, Gentianales, Rubiaceae. The record is from the annotation of a GenBank genome assembly.